This is a messenger RNA of Guillardia theta CCMP2712, 775 nucleotides long. RefSeq lists its product as hypothetical. The record is from RefSeq and is a predicted model, not a curated record. The transcript is spliced from 2 exons. NCBI's taxonomy places the organism in Eukaryota, Cryptophyceae, Pyrenomonadales, Geminigeraceae. Bases 25 to 483 code for a protein of 152 amino acids. Gene Ontology annotation, molecular function: protein binding.
GGGAACACGAACGAGCACCAAGAGAUGUCACAAGCACCGGACGAUGACGACAGUGAUGUGAUUAAUCUCUUCAAGAGAGGAUCCGAUGACGAUUUUGACUCGACUGAGUGGAUUGAUGCUCUCUUGACUCGAGCUAUUCAGUCACCAGGGCCAAGAAUGCGAUCCGCUGUCGCUUCUCCAACCACAGUCGAUGAUGCAGAGAAAGAGCGUCGCAAAGCUCUGCUCGUCGCCAUUCUCACCCGAAGCCUGCAGAGGCUGGAGGAGUGGAUGAGCGAGUUCGCCAACAAGCCGGACGUGAACUUCACUGUCGGCAGGGACCGCUACACUCCUCUGAUGCUCGCGGCGAUGCGAGGGGACAUGGAGGUAGUGAGGAUCCUUGUGGAGAGGUUGAAAGCAAACAAGCAUGCGAAGACAUACCGCGGCGACAAGAGCGCGGCGGACUUGGCGGAGGACGAGGAGAUAAAGAGAUACUUGUCGGCUUGAAGGCCGAGGAGAACGUCAGAGCCAAUAAGUCCUUAACUUCCUCCUCCAUUGCGUUAUUCCUGUAUGCUUUGACAUGCUCCUAAGAUGUAAACCGGCAUGCAAGAACAGCCUGUCCCUGUAUCCAACAGCCUCCUUCCUAAACCCUUGCGUAACUGUUCUCUGUUCCACAUGUCUCCACCAGAUGUCGGAUGGGAUGGUCACAGUCUCAGCAGCCCUCCUCCUUAGCCUUGUCAUCUUCUCUGAGAUCGAUCGAGCAGACGCGCAGGUGAAGGAAUAACAUGGAACAACCUGC